UCUGAGUAACACGUGACAUGCGGAAGUGUCGCACACAUGUGUAUGCGUUUUCUGCCUGACCUUAAAAUAUUAAUCUUUGAGUAAAACAGAAAAUGAAUCGGUGAUGUUCUUAAUAAAUCUUUAUUUUCGAAUCUGAAAUGGAUCCCAACUUGCAGUACUGGCAGAACAAUGACAAGUCUUUUCUGAGCCGCCUUCGUCUGUGGUUCAAAAUCCUCGAUCCCAGUUUAGUGUUAUCAUCAGAGGCUGAAAUUCAACAAGCCCGCAUUCUGCUUCAAAAUGAAGGACAUCAACGUAAAAGUGACAAAGUUUCUGAUGCUUGGUUAAUAUCUCUUUCAUCUGUCCAUGCUGAUACUGGAUCUUUCAUUUCGCCAUUUUUCCGUCCACAAGUUUUUCUACCUAUAUCCGCUCCUUUGGUGGUUGCAAGUUUAAUACCCCACAAAGGUGUUAAACCUGCCUUGUUUUGGCAGUUUUUACUACACACUUACUGUGCAGGAUUCAAUCAUGCUAACAGAAAUGCAACAGCGACUGUGGAUAACAAAACAUCAUUCAAACAAUCUCUUCUUAUUACUGGAACAGUUGCUUAUUCAACGUGUGCAGGGGCUCUUCCUCAGAUUUUACUUAAGCGUUUUAGACUGAUCAGUGCUGUGACUGAGUCCUUCUCUAGAUCUGUGUUGCCCAUUCCACUCUCAGCUUGUCUAGCUGCAUUUAGUGUAAUGGUGGUGAGAAGUGAAGAAGCAGAAAAUGGAAUACGAGUGUUUGAUUCUAAGGGAAAUCCUGUCGGAGUCUCCAAAAAAGCUGGUUCAAAGGCUGUAAAGGAGACGACCCUCUCAAGAGCGACUCUCUUUGGCACCACUGCAACUGUUCCAAGUUUAUUGUUAGUUCUUCUCAAAAGGGCAAAGUUCGUCCAAAGAAACCCAAUGAUAAUCGCACCUGUUCGACACAUCACUACUGCCAUCGUUUUUGGUCUGAUGAUUCCUGUGUCCUUUAGUCUUUAUCCACAGCUUGGCAAGAUUAAGAAGGAGAAUUUAGAAGAGGAGUUUCAGUCGCAGGCCAGUACUGAUGAACUGUUUUACCACAGAGGACUAUGAUGUUGUCAAUUCAGAUCUACAGUGUGAUGUAUAUUGACACAGAUUGUGCUCACACAUAUGACAAUAAAAAUCAAUACUAAGCAAAUAAAUUUCAUAAUGAUUAUGGCCAUUAGAACAGUGUUACAUUUGAUGACAUUGUAUUGAUAUUUUUUGCUUUUAUAAGUAACACCACAGGAAGACAUAAGGUUAUGAUAAGUUUAUAUUCAUUUAAGAAAUUCACUUCAUCAUGCUAAAAUGACUGGAAUAUGGCAUUGCAAAUAGAAUAUAUGAAGUAAACUGAUAAAAUAGCAUUUUGGAAAGGAUUACAAAAAUGUAAUGCUAAGUUGUUCCAGACAUCAUAUUGCACACAUCAGUAUCUUGAUAUCCUGUGUUACUGAUGCUUAUACCAAGGUAUGUGUAGUUCUGAGUCUGUUCU
Molecule: messenger RNA, 1503 nt
Organism: Paramisgurnus dabryanus
Lineage: Eukaryota; Metazoa; Chordata; Actinopteri; Cypriniformes; Cobitidae
Gene: sfxn4
Product: sideroflexin 4
Biological process (GO): monoatomic ion transport; mitochondrial transmembrane transport
Cellular component (GO): mitochondrial inner membrane
Molecular function (GO): monoatomic ion transmembrane transporter activity
Source: RefSeq, a predicted model, not a curated record